Hyla sarda is the source of this 1497-nucleotide messenger RNA. RefSeq names its product serine/threonine kinase 35 (gene STK35). Gene Ontology annotation, molecular function: ATP binding; protein serine/threonine kinase activity. The record is from RefSeq and is a predicted model, not a curated record. Lineage: Eukaryota; Metazoa; Chordata; Amphibia; Anura; Hylidae. Gene Ontology annotation, biological process: peptidyl-serine phosphorylation; axon extension; autophagy. The transcript is spliced from 3 exons. Bases 154 to 1329 code for a protein of 391 amino acids. Gene Ontology annotation, cellular component: autophagosome; cytoplasm.
AGUGUGUGAAGAGCCGGCUGGGAGCUCGGCACUGGGGAGGAGAUGAGGCCUGUUCCCGGCUCUUACUCCUCACAGCGUUUUCGGUUACCGUGUGCUCCGCAAGCCACAGCGGAGGAGGGAUGAGGGCUUCGGGCCUGCGGAGGAGACGUCUUCAUGGAAUCCGCUAAAAGAAAGCGCCGGAGAAGUCCCGGAGUGCGGCCUCUGAGAGAACGGGUCCCCGCCCCCCUCCUCAACGUGCAGCCAGUCAACGGCACACUCAAGCCCGAGGCCCCGGAGGAGGAGGUGGUGGUGAGUAGCAGGCCUCGGCGGCCUCGAUACAGUCUCCUGACCGAGAUAGGCCGCGGAAGUUAUGGGGUGGUGUACGAGGCUAUUGCCCGGAAGAGUGGGGCCCGGGUGGCCGUCAAGAAGAUCCGCUGUGACGCCCCGGAGAACGUGGAGCUGGCCCUGUCCGAGUUCUGGGCCCUGACCAGCCUGCGCCGCCGGCACCCGAACAUCGUGCGCUUCGAGGAGUGCGUCCUGCAGAGGAACGGCCUGGCCCAGAAGAUGAGCCACGGCAACAAGAGCAGCCAGCUGUACCUGCGCCUGGUGGAGACCUCCCUGAAAGGGGAACGUAUUUUAGGUUACACCGAAGAAGCUUGUUACUUAUGGUUUGUCAUGGAGUUCUGUGAAGGAGGAGACCUCAACCAGUACGUCCUAUCCAGGCGCCCAGACCCAGCCACCAACAAAAGCUUCAUGCUCCAGCUGACAAGUGCCAUUGCUUUCCUGCACAAAAACCAGAUCGUUCACCGGGACCUGAAACCGGACAAUAUCCUGAUCACAGAGCGAUCUGGCUCCCCGGUGCUCAAAGUGGCUGACUUUGGCCUUAGCAAAGUGUGUGCUGGACUCGCCUCCCGAGGGAAAGAGAGCAAUGGGGGAGGAAGCAACGAAAAUAAGACUGUCAAUGUCAACAAGUACUGGUUGUCAUCGGCCUGUGGCUCGGACUUUUACAUGGCUCCCGAGGUAUGGGAGGGACACUACACAGCGAAGGCAGACAUAUUUGCCUUAGGCAUCAUAAUGUGGGCCAUGAUCGAACGGAUCACCUUUGUGGAUGCAGAGACCAAGAGGGAGCUGCUGGGGACCUACAUAAAGCAGGGCACUGAGAUUGUCCCUGUGGGGGAAGCGCUGCUAGAGAACCCAAAGAUGGAACUUCACAUCCCACAGAAACGCAGGACUUCCAUGUCUGAAGGUAUCCGACAGCUGCUUAAAGACAUGCUGGCUGCUAAUCCUCAGGAUCGGCCAGAUGCGUUUGAGCUGGAGACCCGGAUGGACCAAGUCACUUGUGCUGCUUAAAGCACCCUUUUUAGUUUAAAGUGGGAUCAAGACUUUUGUUCUGUAUUACCAAGACCUGGAAAUGCUGAUGUCCUUCCCUUCUCCUGCCCUAUGCCUGCUUGCACCGGGAUUUCUCUCUGGAGAUUAGAUCACCUGUUAUGUUCUAGAAUAAAACAAUGGCUCCUCUGC